Messenger RNA from Plutella xylostella (diamondback moth), 4955 nucleotides. NCBI's taxonomy places the organism in Eukaryota, Metazoa, Arthropoda, Insecta, Lepidoptera, Plutellidae. The record is from RefSeq and is a predicted model, not a curated record.
CAUUACCUGUUAAAACAAACGUAGCGUUUGUUGUUUUUGUCAAAUGAGGUCAUAUAGUUUAUAAAUUUCUGUUGAACAUAGCUUCUUUAUUGAUGUUUGUGUGGAAACCGCCUACGCAAAGAUGCCGAGUCCCCAAAGCCCCGCUCGAAAGGUACUCGGGUCUAAAUAUAGCCGCUGAUGCGAAGAUAUUACACGUCAAUAUUUAUUUUGGAAUUAAUAAGAUUUUCGGAAGGAUAAAGUGCGUCAAUUUUCAUUUAAGAGAGCGGCGGCAUGAUGGUGGUGCGCGUGAACCUGCGCGUGGCGCUGUGCGCGCUGUGCGGCGCCGGGCUGGCGCUCACGCUGCUGUGGACGCAGUGCGCGCCGCCACUCACCCGCCCAGGUUCAAUGCUACCGAACCCUCUGUCCGAGCGGGUCCCGGCGCCGCGCGACGACAUCGAGUGCUUCAUCAACGGCGAGUACGCGGUCGCGUGCCGGCGGGAGCACGACGAGGUGUAUGUGCCCUUCUCUUUCAUACACAAGUACUUUGAGAUCUACGGCAAGAUAACAGUCGCCGACGGCACAGAGAAGUUCGAAUGGUCGCACAGUUACGGGAAAAUAUACCAUCCGAAGAAGAAAUACGACCCGACGGGAACAUUCACCACUUUCGAGAACUACAACGUGGAAGUGAGGGAGAGAGUCAAGUGCAUAAGCGGGAUAGACGGCGUCCCGGUGUCCACACAGUGGGACCCAAAAGGAUUCUAUUACCCGACACAGAUAGCUCAAUAUGGCUUGGCGCAUUAUAGCAAGAAUAUAACUGAGCCAGAGCCAAGAAUAAGAAUUAUAGAAGAUGGUGAAAAACAUCAAGAGAAGUGGAUAGUCAGUCAGGACGCGUCUUUAGUCCGUGAAUUUGAUGCCUCGAUCCGCGCGAAUGUGAUACGGUUCUCCACGUCGGAUCAGAUGUCGAGCCAGGUGUGGUUGAAAGUCAAUAUCAGUCAGGACUUCGUGAUCAGUCUGGACCUGCUGCUGAAGCCCAACUCCUCGCUCACGGUGGUGCUGCAGAACAAGGACCGCAAGGAGACGGUGUAUCUGCAUUAUGUCACGAGCACGCAGCUGAUAUGGGCGCAGGAGGACCACAUCUACCACGGCGUGGGCACGGAGGCGCGGUGGCGGCGCCUCACGCGGGACCUUGUCAUAGACAUGCAGAAGGGCUGGGCGCUGCUGGAUAGACCCAAGAGGAAGUCACCGAGGAAUAAGUUUAAGAUAUCCAGCAUAAUCCUCAGCGGCUCCGGCUCCCUCACCAACCUGUCCAUCCGUUCGUCCCACCAUGCGGCGGCGGUGUGGGCGGCGGCGCGCUGGUUGACGGCGCAGCAGCGGCCGCGCGGGGGCUGGCCCGUGCCCGCGCGCCGCCGCGUCGCCGCCGGGUUAGCUGAGCUCAAGCCUGGAUGGCACUCGGCAAUGAGCCAAGGGCACGCGAUAUCGCUCCUCUCGCGCGCGUACCACCGCAGCGGCGACGAGGCGUACCUGCGCGCCGCGCGCCGCGCGCUCAGCCUGCUGCACGUGCCCAGCCACGCCGGCGGGGUCAAGGCCAUGUGGAUGGACAAAUAUGUUUGGUACGAAGAGUACCCGACGACGCCGCCUUUAUUCGUCCUCAAUGGCUUCAUCUACACCCUGCUCGGGCUCUACGACCUGCACAUCACCGAGGGAGAGAACUCCAUCUCUUUAGCCAAGAAAAUGUUCGACGACGGUAUGGUCUCCCUUAAAACCCUCCUGCCUCUAUUCGACACGGGAUCUGGAAGCUUCUACGACUUAAGGCAUUUCACACUGGGCGUGAGUCCGAAUAUAGCUCGGUGGGACUAUCACGCGACUCAUGUGAAUCAAUUGUAUUUGUUGGCGGGGCUGGAUGAUGAUCCGAUAAUUUUGAAUACGGCUAAAAGAUGGGAAGGGUAUAUGCAGGGAAAGAAAGCGGCUCAUAAUUGAAGGUAAUAUGGGUGAAUACUGGUGUUCUGUCUUUACUCUUGAAUCAUGUUUCAUCACUCGAUGUGAUGCAAGAUUUGACAGUCUUUACUGAGGGUAAUAGUUGGUUUAGCGAUGGCUUCUGUUGGCUCUGGAUAAGGUUGUAAGGAUUAAUUAAUCGAGUUGUGUAAAUGACAGGAAUGAAGAUGUUUAGAGCAUGAAUUGUGUUAUAAAAACGCGUGUACUUAUAAAUAAUAUAAUUAUGGAUAUGUUGUUGUUAUGUAUGGUAUGCCAUCGCACGUAUUUACUUAACUAAAUACCUACACUUAAUGUACUAAACACACGUACCUAUGUAGUUACAUGAACGACAAGGAUCAUAGUAUCGGACUUUUAUUCAGUCCAUAUUUAUAAAACUAACAAAAGGUUUGUAGAAGUCUUGGCAAGUUCUUCAAUAUGCCUAUGUUUCUCAUUAUUAACCAUACACGGUACAUAGCACUUUCGUUUUCGUUAACCUUACAAUUAUUAUAAUAAUAAACUUACAGUUUCACUAGUGAACACUAUAACAAUUGAAGACUUGAGAAAAGUGGCCAAAAAUAAGUAGCAAUUAAAUGAAAUUGGCGGAAGAUUCAUACAGGCAGGCUAGUAGUAGGUUAUACCUAGAUGUAAUAAAUGUAAGAAUGGAUUAAGGUCAUUUUUCAACUGAAUCCCUGGAAAGACUGAAUGCGUUGUUUUUUCCUUAUAAACUUAUAAUAUGUACAUGUGAAGAAGUACUUAAGCCUACAAGAUCAUUUAUUUGUGUCGAUCUUAGCAUCGAUGUGUUGGCAAUAUAGCUUUAUUCUUACCAUGAUGCAUUAUUCACAUAUCUAAAUACUUAAUUAAACUAUUAAGUUCAUUACUUGACUAACCAUAUCAUUGUAAAUAAAGGUUUUUACUUAAAUUAUUUAUUUGGUUACUAUUGUGUAUCUAUUUUAUUCACACUUUCUUGCCACUGUUUUAAUUUUCUUAAAUAUUAUUAACACGUUAAAUGGAAAUUAGUUAUAACUUUAUUUCAUGUAGAUAAAUAAGUAUUUAUUGAACUAGACACCCUUAAAUAAUUGAAAACGUCUUAUCAAAUUGACAAAUAAGUAAAUUAGUCAUAUCAAUUAAUUUGUAUCUAUCUAAAUUAAUAACUAUUUUUACACAACCCAUCUUGUAACUUGUGUAAUUUGGUGUAAGUAUUGAUAAAAAAAGAACAUUAUAAAAAUACAGUAGCAUGUGAAAUUAGCUGUAGGUUGAAGAAUAUCAACCAAUGGGGUCGCUGUAUCUUCAAGUGCUGCUAAUUUCACACCUGUCUAAACAAGUGCACUGUUUGUAAAUUCUUGCCAUUGGCUUAUUGCAAAAAUGUACAUGUAGAAUUACACCCUUUAGUUCCUUGUAGAAGACUAAUUUUUGUGUUGAAAUGUAAUCUUAGAAAAUUAUUUGCAGCAAUAAUAUUUAUAGUAGUAAUAAUGUAGGUUAUUGAUGAAAUGUUAUACCUCACGAAAAGCACAAACGCAGCUUGUAAAUAAUGUAGUAAUUAACAAUGUGCCUACUGAUGUGAAAUUAGAUGACAUAGUAUUUAUUUAUUGAGCGUAUGUUACUUUUUAAACAAUGGUCUGUAGAUUGUCUCCACGUACCAGCAACAGUGUAUCGAUGAAGUGCCAGCUUGAGAACUUACUCUUCAAACAUUAUAAGGCGUCGCGUCGGUUACUUGUGAACAAGCAAUAAAAACUGAUAACACCUCUCAAUUUACUAUAACUUCGUAAGCACUAUUUAUUGAGGAAUAAGUGGCUCAAGAAACUGAGAGUGGUCUAGUAACAUUUGUCUAAAAAAUUAAGGGAAAAGUGGCAAUUAACAUACAGUUAAUUUUGUAAUUAGAUAUAAUAUGUAUUAUGAUUACUUAAUAAUUAUUAUGUUUGUGUUACGUGUACUCAAUGAAACUGGCCCACAGAUAGUCAAUUUAUAGACCGUCAAUUUAAACAUGCUAGGCGUUUUAAAAGCGAUAUUGUAAGCCAUACGGUCUUGGGGAAGAUAAAUAAAUCUACUUAAAUACUUAUACAAAAACUCAAGAAUAACCUCUGUCGCUCUUACGGCUUACAAUAGUCCUUUAUGUACCUACAUCUUGUGUAAGUAGGCACAUUACCAAUUGAAUAGCAUAAAAGAAAAUCAGUUUACACAAAUUUUCCCUUAUUAUGUAUACUUGUUUAAUUAUGUUUUUUUGCUAAGCAAAAUAGUAAUAGGACACUAACAAUGUAGUGAUAUAGACUAUUAGAAAACUAGAUGAAAACAUUCCAAUAUUUAAUGAGCUUACUAGUAGUUACUGUACAACUGUACAUAGGGUUUGUUGUUGUUUGUGUUGUUUAUUAUACUUGUUGGUUCUUUCUCUCUUUCUAUUAUUAAGUUGUGUGUAUGAGAUCGACUGUUUGACGCUAUGUAGCUAUGCUUAGACCGAAAUAACUGAAACCGGAUCCCAAUUUGUAUCAUUUCCCUUAUCAGAUUUCCGUAUCCUAGCAUCGGCGUAUCGUAAUAGGUAGCUGUUGGAGGCCAACAUGAUACGCGCCGAGGUUGCGGUAUGGAGUUCUGAUACGGGAUACGGGGUAAUAAUGAUACAAAUAUGGACGUAACUUAGUCUUAGGCCGUCAGCUGCGUUGGUGGUUGUGUCUCUGAUCGGAUGAUGACAAUGGAAUCGAUAAAUGGCACAGUGCGCGUGCGGCCUUAGUACAGAUACCUACUGCUAUAAAAUCUGUAUAUUUACAGUGUAUUCACUUCAUUAAUUUGCUGGAAGAUAAGCAGUAGCGCUACUGUUGUAACAGUCAGAUAUUUCUGUCGUUUUCUAUGGUUCUAUGUAGCUAGCUAACUUAAUUCUCGUUAUUGUUUUCGCAUCAACUUGCGCGUAAGAUACGAAUGUUUGCAUAGGGACUACCUUUACCCAGGUACUGUUUAUCUGUAGACUGUAGCCAAUUAGUCAAUGCACUUGUGAAUGACAAUAAAUCGUCUCAAAUCAA